AAUCCUAUUGAAGUUAAUAUUAGAAGAUUUAUUUUGAAAAUAUUAGCUACAGGUGAAGCUACUGAAUGGUCAUUAUUAAAAAAUAAUCAGGAAUUAUGUUAUGGGGAUAAUAAUCAGAUAGACUGGAAAAUUACAACAAAAGAAUCUAUAAUUAUAUGUUUGAAACAAAAACAAAUCAGAGGUCAAGGUGAAGAUUUUAUUAGAAAAGUAAUACAAAACAUACUAGGAGUUACAGCAAAAUCAGAAAAAUUUCAAAAGUUUCAACAGCUGGCAUUGGAAGUGAAAGUUGAAACUUUUUUAACAGCAAAAUUACAAAAAGACUUUAAGAUAUCUCUUACUGAGGCACAAAUACUUAUGGCUAAUAUUUUAAUUAGAUUUAUUUUAGCAUUUAAAAAAUUAAUAUGGAAACCAAGAUGUGAACAAGUUAUUUUAUGGGAAAAAAGAAGAGGCAUUUCUAGAACAGAUAAAAUUACUUCAGAGUCCAAGGGAAAGGACAAUUCAAAUCAACCUUCAGAAUACAAAGUAAAGGACAAUACAAAUAAACUUUUAAAUAAAGUUAAAGAUAUACAAACAGGAAAAAUAGAUCGAUUACAAAGGUCAGUUUCCUUAGUAAAGAAAUCAAUGGAUACCUUUGUAAGGAAAUACAUAUGUGAGGAUUGGAUUCCAAUAAAAAAGAAAGUUGAUAAGGUUACAUUAUACACUGUCUCUUAUACACAUCUAGAUGUGUAUAAGAGACAGAAUUUGGGACAGUCCAUAUUUGGUGAUUAUAAAGAUAUAAAAAAUUUCUUAUAUUAG
Rhizophagus irregularis DAOM 181602=DAOM 197198 is the source of this 795-nucleotide messenger RNA. NCBI's taxonomy places the organism in Eukaryota, Fungi, Glomeromycota, Glomeromycetes, Glomerales, Glomeraceae. The record is from RefSeq and is a predicted model, not a curated record.